CCUGCGGCGCGGCCGUCGCCGCCAGCCCCGUGUCCCUCCGCGGCCGCCGUCGCCGCCAGCCCCGUGUCCCUCCGCGGCCGCCGUCGCCGCCAGCCCCGUGCUUCCCGCCGCCGGCGCGGCCAUGGCGUUCCGGUGCCAGCGGGACAGCUGGGCCCGGCAGUUCGCCACCAGGGUGGUGUCGUGCCAGGCGGCGGAGCUGCGGCCCGAGGGCGGCGGGGCACCGGUGCGCGGGUUCCAGGUGGUGCUGGAGGACACCAUCCUCUUCCCCGAGGGCGGCGGGCAGCCGGACGACCGCGGCCUCAUCGGCGAGGUGCCGGUGCUGCGCGUGACGCGGCGGGGCCCCGAGGCCCUGCACUUCGUGCCCGCCCCGCUGGAACCGGGCGCCGCCGUGGUGCUGUCGCUGGACUGGGACCGCCGCUUCGACCACAUGCAGCAGCACUCGGGACAGCACCUCAUCACUGCCAUCGCAGAACAGAUGUUUGGAUUCAAGACAACUUCAUGGGAGCUGGGCCGCCAGCGAAGUCUCAUUGAGCUGGACACCCCCUCCAUGACAGCAGAGCAAGUAGAGGCCCUGGAGAGGAGCGUGAAUGAGAAAAUCCGGGAGAGGGUACCAGUGACAGUGCGGGAACUGGCUGCAGAUGACCCUGAAAUUGAAACAGUGAGAAGCCGUGGCUUGCCGGACGACCACGCGGGGCCAGUGCGAGUUGUUGACAUCGAAGGCGUAGACUCCAACAUGUGCUGUGGGACUCACGUCUCCAACCUGAGCGACUUGCAGGUUAUUAAACUCCUUGGCACAGAAAAAGGGAAAAAGAACAAAACCAACUUGGUUUUCCUGGCAGGAAACAGAGUGCUGAAGUCAAUCGAGCAAAGUCACAGCACUGAGAAGGCUCUCACCUCGCUGCUCAAAAACGGCCCAGGUGAGCACGUAGAGGCGGUGAAGAGGCUGCAGAGUUCUGUGAAACUGCUCCAGAAGAAUAACUUGAACCUGCUUAGAGACAUUGCUGUUUUGAUAGCCCGGGACUUCAAGAGCAAACCUGUCCGAAGUCAGCUCUUUGUGCUACACAGGAAAGAGGGUGACUCUGAAUUUAUGAACAUCAUCGCUAAUGAGAUUGGGACAGAGGACACCCUGCUGUUCCUGACUGUGGGAGAUGAGAAAGAAGCAGGACUCUUUCUUCUAGCAGGACCUGUUGAAGCAGUUGAGAAUUUAGGUCCCAGGGUGGCAGAGCUGCUGGGAGGCAAAGGAGCUGGCAAGCGAGGCCGCUUUCAGGGCAAGGCAGCCAAGAUGAGCCGGCGAGGAGAAGUGCAGGCUCUGCUCCAGGAGUUCAUCAGCCAUCGAAGCCCUGAAGCGUAAGAAACGAUUCUCGAAGUAGGGCUGUCUUUCCUGCUUCGUAUGAGCUCCACCAGCUUCUCUUCUGGAGAAUAAAGACGUAAACCCAGCCGCGGGUGUGCACAGGCUCCGUGGGAGCUGGUUUAGUGCUCAUGGAAAACUGGGGGAGAGGAUCUGCCAUCCACGCUCUGCUGUAAGGGUUCUUUCAUUUCUCUGGACGAAUGGUCCACACUCUUACGUGAUUAAAUGUAGACGUUAUUUAA
Messenger RNA from Chroicocephalus ridibundus (black-headed gull), 1590 nucleotides. It is a transcript of the gene AARSD1, whose product is annotated as alanyl-tRNA synthetase domain containing 1. The coding region runs from base 122 to 1351 and encodes 409 amino acids. The record is from RefSeq and is a predicted model, not a curated record. The transcript has 12 exons. NCBI's taxonomy places the organism in Eukaryota, Metazoa, Chordata, Aves, Charadriiformes, Laridae. Gene Ontology annotation, biological process: alanyl-tRNA aminoacylation; regulation of translational fidelity. Gene Ontology annotation, molecular function: Ser-tRNA(Ala) deacylase activity; alanine-tRNA ligase activity; nucleic acid binding.